Molecule: messenger RNA, 504 nt
Organism: Papilio xuthus (Asian swallowtail)
Lineage: Eukaryota; Metazoa; Arthropoda; Insecta; Lepidoptera; Papilionidae
Exons: 4
Coding region: 55-375 (106 amino acids)
Source: RefSeq, a predicted model, not a curated record
AUAUAAACUGUGUAGCGGCGAAGGUAUUCAUAUUCUACAACAACUUCCAACAAAAUGGUGUUAGGCAAGUCACUUUACUUCCUUCUGGCAGUGCUCGCUGUGCACUUAAUCACUGCACACCGACCUGGUGGUAGACCUGGUGGUCCCGGAGGACCAGGGCGUGAUGACGAGGGCGACAAUCAGGAUAGAUACAAACACAUCGUCAGAUGUAACUACACCGAAACUCCCGGAAAAAGUUGCGUUAGUUGCAACCAGACGUUGAUCUGUUCUCGCCUCAAUCUGGGUAUAGUGAGCACCUGUCGCAAACGUAAGCCGCACUGUAACCAGGGUGCCUGUUCCACCACGCCGAGCAACAACUGCACGUCUACACAAUAAACGUAACCACAUUAAUUUUUAAGCACAAUUAUGACUUCUUUUGAUGGUCAUGUGAAUAUUUGAGCUGAGGAUGAAAUCUGCUUUGCAUCUAAUAUAUUUGCCAAUAAAUUAUUAAAUAAUAUGCAGCAA